Messenger RNA from Podarcis lilfordi (Lilford's wall lizard), 3016 nucleotides. The record is from the annotation of a GenBank genome assembly. NCBI's taxonomy places the organism in Eukaryota, Metazoa, Chordata, Lepidosauria, Squamata, Lacertidae.
CUAACCCUUUCCUCUCCGAGGUAGGAUCCUCUCCGUGUUUGCCACCAGCCGGAGCUCGCGGUCCACGGGUAGCCGCUGGCCCCGGAGGGCGAGUCCUCUUUGCCCCUUUGCCUGCUUCGUUGAGGGGGAAAUGUGUGGCCUGCAUGCGCGGCCGGGGAACCCUUGGUCAAAAUUCAUUUUAAAGGCUGGGGGGGGGGGGCAGAACCGAAUUAACGGCGACGCAGGGUGUUGUCUUUUAUUGUUAUUUACUAUAGUGGAUUUAUCUGGCGGUUCACAGGAUAAAAAGACGGGGUAGAAAUAUCUGUAAAUAGUUUUUAAAAACACCAAUAACCUUCCCUCCCAGAAGCGUUUAAAGGCUGUAAAGCCCUUUAAAAAUGCCUAAAAAGAACAUUUGGGGCUUAGUCUCGUCUCCCCUAACCCUUAACAGUAGAGGUUUUUUAUUUAUUCUAUUUUGGGGAGAAACACCCCCCGGCCCUGUCUCCUUUCCCCAUUUCUCAGCAACUCCCAAGUAAUUGGCUUGAGAUCUCUAUUGCAUUUAACCCUUAGACAGCUUUUGUGAGCCUAAUCAAGCAAUGUGCUGAAAAUUUAAUUUGCUCAGACGAACCAUUGCUUCCAUCAGUGGUUUUGGAACCAGGGAAUUCCUCCAGAUUUAUCCACACUAGCCAAGUAAAGUCAAAACACAUACCUUGAAUUGAAUGCCACAAGAAUAAAUGGGGAUCAGCCCCUGCUAUAGUGGGCAGCCCCAAAAGCCAUUUGUGUUGUUAAGAUUUUCAAAAGCAGAAAUAAUAUUUACAAAACAGCAACUUCAGACCAGUUUUGGACACUUGCAGCACUUUGCAAUGUUAAGAGGUGCUCUAAAGAAAAGCACUUUCUACAUUCAUGAGCCUCAUUCCCCCCCCCCCCCUUUUGCUGGAGGUAUAAAUGUUGUUAGCAAUGUGCAAUCACCCUGAAGGCUUCAGGUCUGCUCCUGACUGUUGAAAUGCUCCUGGGAAGGCUGUAAGUCAGUCAGUAAACUCUGCUUCCAGUCAGUAAACUGAUUGCAAGGUGUCCUUCAUGGCAUAACUUGCAGCUGCAGGAGAAGGUGUGGAUCCUAUACCUAAAUAUCCCUGAAAGUGUCAUUUAAAAGUGCAACAUCUAGCAAUUAAAUUCAAUCACCUUUGAGCAGAAGGUUGUGACACCUGCAUAUUCCUGGGUUGCAGCGAGCUGGACUUGAUGACCAUCACAGGAUUCUUUGGAAAAUGCUUCAGAAAUAAUAGAAAUAGCAUUCAUUUAAGUUAGUCGUAUGAUGGCACAGUAGUCUCACUUCCCUGUAAACUGUAUUUUUCGCCCCAUAGGGCGCACUGGCCCAUAGGGCGCACCUAGUUUUUUUGGGGGGGGGAAAUAAAGGGGGGGAAAUUAUUUUCCCCCAGGCUGCGCUCCCGGGUUUCGGGCUGCAGGCUGCUGUCCGCAAGCCUUGGGAGCCUGGCAGGAAGUCGCGCCGGUCUCCCCAGGCUUGCGGAUAUCUGCCCGAAGCCUGGAGAGCAAGAGGGGUCGGUGCGCACCGACCCCUCUCGCUCUCCAGGCUUCAGCGAAAGCCUGCAUUUGCCCCAUAGGACGCACACACAUUUCCCCUUCAUUUUUGGAGGGGAAAAGGUGCGUCCUAUAGGGCAAAAAAUACGGUACUUUAUUACUCCUUGCACUGCAAUUUGAGCUUGAUAUAUCCUAUGCCUGUUUUUACAUGGACCCCUCUUUCAGUUUUUCUGAAAGAAACCUGUCCCACUGAUAUUUCUCAGGUCUGUAUGGGCUCUGCUGAAUUCCUGCUCCAAAAAAGUGGAAACACUAUGACAAGCUUAAAAAAAUGUUUUAGUAUAACUGAAAAAUACAGAAGCUUUUCUACUAGGGAUAACGGACACAGGUAUAGCAAGAGAAGAUCAGAAAAUAUUCCUCUAUGCCACAGGAGUGGCAAGGAUCCUAAUUGCUAAAAACUGGAAAAAAGAAGCUGUGCCAACAAAAACGGAAUGGCAAGACAAACUGUUAGAGUAUAUUGAACUGGCUAGAUUAACAGAGGCAAUUAGAGAUCACACUAGACAAAGAGUUUCAAAAGCAUGGGGAAAAACAGAGAAUACUUCACAAAACAGUGCCCUAAAAUACAUAUGAGCUUCCUUGCAGUGGGUUGGACUAGAUGCCCCUUGAUGCCCCUUUCAUGUAUCCCAUGCUCCCUGUCUCUCUUCCUCUCCUUUUAAUGACACUUCCCCCGGUUUUUUCCUAGCUGGGCCGCCUCCGGGAACCUAAGUGCUGGCACCUGCAAUUUCGCCUGCUGGCAUUGUUCUGACAAGAUCCAUUGUGGUAAGUUUUGGCGUCACCAAAGACCGCUGGGAUUGCUCUGACAAGAUCCAUUGACACCAGUUUUGGCGUCACCAAAGGAAUUAAGGAGAUGUGCUUCAAUUCCCUCGCAGAUAGUAUUUAACCCAUCACGGCAUCUCUCAAAGCAUAGGAACUGUAGUUUCCUAUGGGGGGAGAGAAUAUUCUGCGCAACCUUUCCCAAGGGAACUCUGGGAGUUAUAGCUCUGACAGGGUCUCUUUGGGAAACGGAACAAACUACAGUUACCACAAUGUCCCCCCAAAGCACCCUGGGAACUAUUGCUUGCUCUGGGUGUUGAGGGUUGUGGCAUCUGAACAGUAAACAAUCUGUCCUUGCAUUCCACAGUAUACAACUCCUUGCCGUCCCAAGCCCAUUUCUCUUCCUAGGGAACUCUGGGAACUGUAGUUCAUGGGAGGAACAGCACUUGGUGCCCUGAACUCUGGGAACCAAUGGGCUGGCACCGCCGAGUGUCGCCUUGGCCUGCGACUUUGAAGGCACCGCCUGCAGCUGGGAGGACGUCAGCAUGGGCACUGACCAGGGUAAACUUGCUUCAUUUGAAAGGCAGAGAAGCAUUGCUAAGCAGUUAGAGCACCCCUUUGACCUGGUGCCCCCCAACCAGGCUGGUACAUGAGCACCUCGGAGCAGCGAACCAAGCCACCUGACUCCGCUCCCUGA